AUGACGGAGAAGGCAUCCAACCCUGAGGUCAGGCUCAGCACGAAGGACCUGACAAACAGAAAAAUACAGGCCUUAGAAUGGCUGUUUCGCCAUCGAAAGGUGAUCGGCCCUUCGUACCAGAAUGCUUGCCGUCACGUGAAAGAGAUCACGACGUGGUACCACGAACCCAGCACCUCGCGUCUCGUUCGUGCAGCAAAGGACAUUAUCGACUCCAUCACUCAAUCUACUCGCGCCAGUGAACAGUCAAAGAGGAGUGAUACUGCUCUACGCAACCGCGACUUGUUUGAAUGCCUAUUAGCUAUUGCAACGAUGUGCCGCGGGGCCAACGGCAAACCUGUUCUGCCUCCCUUGUUUGCUGAACAUGGCUCCGGAACAUCUGAAAGAACAGGAUUUGCCCGGCAUGAUUUCGACUGGUUCACGAAAUGGUAUUUAGACGAGUUCAACGCCUUGCUCUACGGCGCACGUCCCAAGAAAUACGAAUGGAUCCCAGCUGUCCCGCUCGCCAAGCAAGAGUCCAAGCAAAACUGCGAGCGAUGUACAACGGACAACAACAAGACUGCUGCCAAAGCGCUAUUCGGGUUGACUUCAGCAGACAACUUCUCUUCCAAGCCCGCCUCGCCAGCCACAAAUCAGCCUCUAGCUUCACUUGACGCACGGAAACGCUCCAUUGAUGACUACGAGACGCUUCAGCCUGCGUCCAAAGUUCCACGUACGAGCGCUCCCACCUCGCUAACCGCACCCAGUACAACUCGCGACCCGCCAAGCAGCUCCUCGUCAUUGCCUCAGUCUGAUCGGCGCGCCGUUGAUGCAGCACCUCACAUGCCAUAUCCGAACACAGGGACCUCAGAGUUCUCCUCUCUGACCAACCGAAUCGCUGAGGCAACGUAUGAAGCUGCCAAAGCCAAGAGAGAAGCACAGUCACUUCGCGCAGCCAACGCAGCCUAUGGCACAGAACUCGACAAGAUGAAAACCGAGAUCGAGAAACUCUCCACCGAGAAUCAGGCUCUCGCUAACGAGUUGAACAAAAGCAGUGACGAACAACGCAAAAAUGAGUUAUCUGCUCACAAGGAGCUCUCCAAGGUCAUGGUGGAACGUGAUCAGGCGCGCAGAGAGGCCAACAAGUGGGCCGAAGCCGCGAUCAAAAUCGACUCAACGUGCCGAUCGGUGCUGUUUGACCUCCAACAACCGGUCGAGGCUGAUGAACAGGUCGAGCAUGAAAAAUAG
This is a messenger RNA of Cryphonectria parasitica EP155, 1224 nucleotides long. RefSeq lists its product as uncharacterized. Bases 1 to 1224 code for a protein of 407 amino acids. Lineage: Eukaryota; Fungi; Ascomycota; Sordariomycetes; Diaporthales; Cryphonectriaceae. The transcript has 2 exons. The record is from RefSeq and is a predicted model, not a curated record.